AUGAAGGGAACGAUUUCUCGUACAGUUAGCUUUUGCCGAGAGAAAAUGAAAGUUUCAAUCUUUGCUAUUGCAGUUGCUACGGCUACCUUGGCGUUACCCGCUCCCAAACAUGUUGAAGCAGAUCAACAAAAGGAAGAUAAAGCUGGUAAACGUCAUAAACCGCUGAAAACACCUGACCCACCCAUAAAACCAUCAAUAGUAAUAGUCGAACCACAACCGUCUUUCGAACCACAACCCCAAAAAUCAACACCACAAUCACAAAAUUUAACGCCAAAACCUAAAAAAUCAAAUUAUAAUUGGCAUCCUGGUAGAGUGGUUGAUCGAAAUAAUCCUCCUCCGCCAGAUAGAUAUGAACGUCGACAUUCACAUCAACCAAUAUCGUGUACUGAUCAACCAGAACGUGAAAGACGACAUUCAUAUAAUCAUAUACAGCCUCCACGACCUGAUUCUCCAACAAUUCCAACUGUUGAUUUUGAUGGAAGUCAAUGCAUAGUGCCCUCCGUACUCAUUGAAUCACGCGACUAA
Cetraspora pellucida is the source of this 525-nucleotide messenger RNA. The record is from the annotation of a GenBank genome assembly. Lineage: Eukaryota; Fungi; Glomeromycota; Glomeromycetes; Diversisporales; Gigasporaceae.